CUCAGGAAAAUCCAAAUUAUUAUAAACAUCCAGAUAGUAAUGUGAUGAAUGAAUUAACUAUAAGUUUUGGUACUUUUUUACCCAUUCUGUAGCGACGAUUAAUGAAGAUUCGAUAAACUGAUAUAAGCAUCAGUAAAAAGUAAGACUGUAUCUCGAAAACAAAGCGUUUGCGGGCUCAUAUUUAUGUGACUUUUUAUUCUUAAAAUUAUCUCUCGUUUUCAUUCGUAACUCCAUUUUAGGAAAACCCAAUACUUAUAAGGUAAAAACAAUCGAAUGAGUAAAAAAAAAAAAUUUUUAGGUAAUUUCUCUCUUUUUUUCACAUUACAGAUAUGAGUAUACGUUGUUGCGAAAAAAAUUUUUUCGAUUACUCCCCCCCAAGAAAAAAAAAGAUCUUCGCCAUUUAUUUGCGUCCUAGAUCUUUUCUUCAAAAGCAGUGAUUCUUUCAGGUACGUUUUCGGGGUAACAGUGCCUCCCCUGGGACAGGAGCACGUGUCCCUCCGGAGGAAAACUAAAAAAUUGAGGGCACCCAGAUUCAGUUACGAGGUUCUCCUUGAAGAACAAAAAAUGUGCAUGUUCAAAAAUUCAAAGUGCUGAAUGCGAAAGCAAUUCCUCCAAAUUUAUAUUUUUUUUAAGCACAGUAUCAUUAGGUCCCAUUAGAGAUAUUUUCUCAAAUUGUUUGAAAAUUAUUACCAAACAUGUCUUCGAAAUGAAUGAAUUUAUUUCAAUGUGAUUUCUAAAGUGAAUUCUUGAAGAACGGAGGUAUGUACUGACUUUUUGAUACUUUUUCAUACUGGGUGUUAUUCCAAAUGGCACACUCUGUAUUUAAUUUUUAAUUAAGUAGCAAAUUUUAUUAUUUGGAAUAAGUACGCCAUAGUACGCCACAAUUUUUUCCCGAAAUGAAAAAUAGUUUUGAAAUUCUCAAUCAUUUAUUACCAAAGUUGACUUGACUUUUUUCAUCAGAUUCACGGUUUUCUCUUAAAAAAAUAAAAACCGUUUCUCAUAAUUGAAUACAGAAUUAAUUUUUUUUAUUUUUGAAUACUUUAUCACACUGUAUCUCAAAAGGUAAGACGUUUAGGACAUAUGUUCAUAUGAAGUUUUUUCUCAAUAUGGGACCGAAAAUCAUCCCUAUAAAUAUUGACAUUCAAUUUAGAAACACUGUAUAUCUAAAUAGGACAAAUUAGUCCUAAGCAUACAAUUAUCAUUUUUAUAUGCUUUUCCGUUUCCUCAAGAAAAUUGUACCAAAAAAGUUAUAAAUAACGUUGUGUCGAAAACAUAAUUUCAUGUUCAACUCGUUAAUGCGAUAUUUCUUCGAGAAUUAACUUGAAUAUGAAUCUGAACAAGAACGCGAAAGCUCUUGAUUUUAGGUCGGUGCUUUUCUUAUUUUCAUUCUAUAAAUUUCUCAUAUUCGAAAACGAAAACAGAAAAUUUCAGAAGGGAGAUAUACUUCGUAUACUUUAAAGAUGAUUCGAAAUAAUUAUUGGAAUAUUUCUUGAUGAUAACAUCUAUGUUGACUUAACGGCAUUACUAGACCAAAAUAAAUUGGAACAUUCCUACCAAAUUGAAUUAUAAUAUCAAACUAAAUAAUAAGUUUCUGUCUUGAUUUGCCAUUGAUCGAAGAUAAUGCCUAAAUAGCAAUUAAACUCAACUAAUUGCCAUUCUUGAAUGACUUUGAUUACUAUAUAUUUGUGACAAAGUUUCAUAGGGACACAGUCAUUUCUGAAACAUUUCACGUUCAUUUCGAGUUUUUCGAUAUUUUGCAGAUUGUGCAGAGAGAUGUCUUUCUCAACUGAUGAAUUUUCACGUACCCAAGUUGUUGAUAGUGAAAUCGAAAAAAAUUCAAAAUACAUCGAGAUCAUGGAAGAUAUACAUAAGGCGGUCAGUGAAUACGACUACAAAAAAUUAUCGGAACUUAUUGAGUCUACCGGUACUUCGGAUAUUCCGAAUCAAUUUGGACAAACUCCGCUAUAUCUAGUCAGCAGUGAUCCUUGCUUUCACAGAAGAGAUUUGGAGUUGACGAGGUUUUUGAUUGAAAAUGGGGCAGAUUUCUUAUACUACAACCAAGAAAAUGGGACUACACCAGCGUCUUUUCUUUUUAAGAAAAAGGACCAGUCCCUUAUCGACCUAAUGCUGUCGAAAUUCGAAGAUGUCAAUGAGCCCUUGGAUCUGCACGGCAAUACUGCAUUACAUUUGGCUGUAAAAAUUGCAAACGAAAGCACCAUGGUCAAAUUGUUAGAGAAAGGAGCUGAUCCGAACAGAAAAAACUCUACAGGGAUUGCUCCCAUGCAUGAAGCAGUGAGCCUCAAGUGUCACCUACUUCAAACCCUUCUCAAUUAUGGCGGAGACAUAAACCUUGAAGGCCCGAAUGGAAGAACACCCAUACAUCUGGCUGUCGUCUCUUGCAACAGACUGAUCAUAAAUUAUGUGUUGACGUUAUGCCCAAACGUCAACAUAAAAGACAAUGAUCGCAACACUGCAUUAGCCCUCCUCAUCAAAAACCCCAAUUUACCCUUGAAUAACCUAAUUCGCAAAUUCAUCCGUGCUGGUGCUGAUCUAACACUCACAGAUCAGCACGGUUUGAACGUGUUGCACCGCUUAGUUCACAGCAAUCGAUUCAACUCACAACUAGAAGAAUUGAUUACGGAAGUAAUAAACUGGGGAGUUGACUUAGAUGCGAAGACAUCAGGAGAGCAAAACACUGCUCUCCAUUUAGCGGCGAACACCAGUUCACGAAGCAGCAAAGACCUGGUGCAUCUUCUUCUUUCGAAAGGAGCAAAUUUACUGGCGAAAAACAUUCGAGGGAGGAGACCAUUGGACUAUGCUGUUUUUGGGCAAAACAUAGAUAUAAUAGAAAUGAUGUUUUCGUUUGCUGUACGUAAAAAUUGCCCAGAGAAUGAUUUGAUGAUGGCUUACCAUCGGACCACAGACUUCUAUUCUAGUAUAUCUAAACUUCACAAUCUCUGCCAAAAUGAGUAUCGAAAAGCAGAAGAGCUUAAAGUGACAUCAUCUUUCGGCUUGAACAUUAAAAAUGUUCUUCUUAUGGAUGAUGUCAAACUAGCUAAAGUUUUAAAAAAUAAGAAUGCCUCAUCGGAGAUCAGUAGUAAUUUCAAAAAUUUCCAAGCAUUCCGUUUUAGCCUGAUGAAAGCAUACGAGAAUGCUUGGAGGAUAAGGACUGCUGAAGAUAACGCUAUCAACUUCCUUUACACAGAGCUAAAUUAUAAAUUACCUGUUCUGUGCAUAGAAAUGAUAGUGAGUAAUUUUAAAAAAGAACAUCUGAAAGUAUUUCUCGGAAGUAAAAAAAAUUUUUAAAUACGUUCAAUUUUUCGAACAUCAAAUUACUCUCUAUCAUUUCUAUGCAAAGAAUAGUUAAUUUAUACUGCUGUAUAUAUGAAGGAAGUUGAUUGCGGCAUCUGUUGAUAUUCAAUAUUUUAAUCAUCUUUAGCUGAACAACUGCUUUUCAGAUAUUUUUAUUUUUAUAUUUUGAUUGUGAAUAUAUUUAUAUAUUGUUGUAGAAUUAUGUAAAAAGUUUUUAUUUAUUUAUAUAGUUCAUAAUUUAUUACUAAAUAUUACUUAUCUAUAAAUAUAGUUAUUUAUUAUAUAUUUCAUUAUAGGUACAUAUAGGAAUUCAUAUUUAUAACUAUCAAAGAAAAUCUGAUUCAAUACCUAUUCAUUAUAUUUACUCUGUGCUUUUAAGGAAUUAUACAUACUGUUAUAAGUAUUUGAUAUUUUUAAUAUAUGCACUUUUAAAAAUAUUUUAUUCGUUUACUUCUCAACAUUUGCAAACCUUCGAGUCUAUGAAAACCAAAACACGCAUGUCAAUACAUUAAAUGAUAAUUAAUAAAAAUAAAAUUAUUGCAACAAUAACAGAAUACAAGUGCAAAAGUGAGUAGUGCAAAGCAGUACCUAUUCAGAUAUAGCUUUAAUUAAACUGUGUUGUCCUUAGUAUGUGAUGUACUUUAUACUUAUACAGUGUUCAUAUAUUGAGGCUACAAGCGAAAAUGAGAGAUUAAUUUUGAGAAAUAAAGUCCUAUAAACAUGGGCCCGCAAACGGUUUUUUUUUUCGAGAUACAGGGCGUUUCAUGCACCAUACUAAAGUAAUUUGAGUGGGAGUGAGAGCAAAAAGUCAUCACAGUUCGUUGAAAAAACACCGAAACGUAAAGAUGAGGACAAUUGAGGUACAUGGGGCAGCC
Harmonia axyridis is the source of this 4187-nucleotide messenger RNA. Its product is annotated as serine/threonine-protein phosphatase 6 regulatory ankyrin repeat subunit C-like. Gene Ontology annotation, molecular function: protein binding. NCBI's taxonomy places the organism in Eukaryota, Metazoa, Arthropoda, Insecta, Coleoptera, Coccinellidae. Bases 1774 to 3306 code for a protein of 510 amino acids. The transcript is spliced from 2 exons. The record is from RefSeq and is a predicted model, not a curated record.